Molecule: messenger RNA, 483 nt
Organism: Macrosiphum euphorbiae (potato aphid)
Lineage: Eukaryota; Metazoa; Arthropoda; Insecta; Hemiptera; Aphididae
Source: the annotation of a GenBank genome assembly
AUGACAAAAUUUACGAUCGUGGCCUUAGUGCAAGUGACCGUCAUGUUUGUAAUGCAGGUAUCUGUAGAAUCAUGCAGUGAUGAACUCAUCAGGGAUAUGAUAGUGAAAGUUUGUGCAAUGGGUGGAAUAAAACGUUCAUUCCCUGACAACAGCCGCCCUGGCUCAUCGUUAGGGCUACAUUUUAGGGGGAUGGUGACUGACGUCGAACGCGAAUUCAAACACCUGGUCGGAGACAUCGAAGAAGUGGACUUGCUGCUAAAAACAUCUAAUAAGAAUACACCAAAAGAACCAAACGUCACUCCACUGUGGCUGCGUCCAAUUAAUUUGCCGGGUUUCAGAGACGACAGAUCGAGACACCCGAGAAUACGCGGUGACUCCGGAAAGGCCACGAUUAUAAAACGGGAAUUAAUGAACGACUUCAGAGAGUGCUGCGUCAAGAAAUGCUCAGUCAAAGAUUUAAAUCGUAUAUGUGGGAAAAAAUAA